AUGGCACGGAUCGGAAUCAGGUUGGCCUUUUCCAUUGUCGUAACUGUAGUUGCACUCUCGGCAUUUGCUACGGCAACGGAAUAUAUUGUUGGCGAUGACUCCGGGUGGACUCUUGGUUUUGAUUAUGCGACAUGGGCGGAAGGCAAAAAAUUCCGCGUAGGAGAUACUUUAGUUUUCAACUACACUGAGGGAGACCACACCGUCGUGAAAGUGAAUGGCACCGGCUUCGCUAGCUGCAGUAAAUCGCCAAACUCGGGCGUUCUCGCGAGUGGUAGCGAUCGAGUCACCUUGACCACCACUGGCAACAAGUGGUACAUUUGCGGAGUUGGCUCCCACUGUGACAACGGCCAGAAGUUGAAGAUCACUGUCCUUCCCAAAAUGAUGCUUGGAUCACCUGCGCCAGCACCAGAUACCUCCUUCCCAUGGGGACCAUUACUUCCAAACACGCCUGUGAUGCCACCUACAGUCGAAACUCCGGGCUCUGGGUGGGCCUCAGAGGGAUCACAUGAUCCAAAAUGGGAGGUGGAGGCACCUGCACCUGCACCCGCAUCAUAUAUCUCCUUCACAUGGGGGCCAUUACUUCCAACCACGCCUGUGAUGCCACCUACAGUCGAAACUCCAGGCUCUGGGUGGGCCUCCGAGGAAUCACAUGGUUCAAAAUGGGCGCCACCAGCACCAUCACCAGAUACGUCUUUCCCAUGGGAGCCAUUGAUUCCAACCACGCCUGUGAUGCCACCUAUGGUGGAAACUCCAGCCUCUGGGUGGACCUCAGAGGGAUCACAUGGUCCAAAAUGGACGGUACCUGCACCAGCACCAGACACGUCUUUCCCAUGGGAGCCAUUGAUUCCAACCACGCCUGUGAUGCCACCUAUGGUGGAAACUCCGGGCUAUGGGUGGGCAUCAGAGGAACCAAAAUGGGCUGAGAUGGCACCUGCACCUACUCCAUGGGUGCCGUCGAUGCCACCAUCACCUGGGAUUUGGUCGGUCCCAGAGGCGCCCCCGCCAUUGCCGUUGUGGAUACCAUCAGAACCCGUGACAUCACCACAGCCAGUUGAGUAAGUCAUCCCAUAGAUGUCAUCAGAACCCCUCCGAAGCAAUACUAAUGGAACCCACCGGAGCUGGGGUUAGAACCUUGGUGGUGGGUAGUGCGUGAAGAGAUGAGGUUGUGCGUUUUUUAUAAUCUAAACUAUUGAGUAUUUUGUUUCUUUCCUUUUAUAUAUUCUAAGUUAGCAAUAAACAUUCCAUUGAUGUUUUAUGGAAGUCCUGAGCUCUGGCUUCGGCAUUCGAGAUUCUAAAAUGAGUUUAUGUCAAAUGAGCUAUUCUUUUCUUCCUUUCAUGUGUUGAUGAAAUCGUCAUCUCUCUCUCACACGCACAUACGUGCAUGGAUACGUCGUCGCUCAUUGAUCUUCCCUUAACUAUAAUAAUGGCUAUUUUGUUUUAGGUUAUGGGUCGGGUCUUCUUCUUUUUCUUUUUUUUUUUCACACGC
Messenger RNA from Magnolia sinica, 1486 nucleotides. RefSeq names its product uclacyanin-3-like. The transcript has 2 exons. Gene Ontology annotation, molecular function: electron transfer activity. Gene Ontology annotation, cellular component: plasma membrane. The record is from RefSeq and is a predicted model, not a curated record. NCBI's taxonomy places the organism in Eukaryota, Viridiplantae, Streptophyta, Magnoliopsida, Magnoliales, Magnoliaceae. Bases 1 to 1059 code for a protein of 352 amino acids.